CCCAAGACGCCCGCGCACACGCCUGGUUCCACCACAAAGGGGAGCGACGGAUGCCGACGGAAACGAGGCUGCUGGUGGAGCACCUCACAGAGGGACCCAGCCUGGGAGGCCGGGGGGCGUGCGGCCAUCACGGGGUCCUUCGCAGGGGGAGACUGAGGCAGAGCCGAGAGCAGAUGUGAGCCGGGAGUUGCUGGGUCUGCAGCCUGGAGGAAAGGCUCCGUGAGCCACGAGGGCAGGCAGCAUCUGGAAGGGGGGAACACAGGAAACGGAGGGGGGACACAGCCCAGAGAGACCCCGGCCAGAACUCUGACUCCAUAGCGGAAGCACAGGAAGCUUGUGCGGUUGGGCCUCUCUGCGUACAGUAAUUUGUUACAGAAGCAGCAGGACACUCCUAUGGGCUGUGUGGGGUCCAGGUAGGAGACCCCCAGUGUGUCCUAGGGGCUCCCUGGCUAGCGGCUGACAACUGUCAUCUGGGGGAGGUAGAGCCGAGUUUCCAUGUUGGAUGUGGAAGGCAGGGCUGGCCUGUCAGUUCAGAGCCCAGAGUGGGCACCGUUAGGUCACUGCGGCUGGGGAGCGGGUGUGUUUUACCGUAAGUAAAAAGAGCGUUCUCAUUUCAGCAGCACAUACACCAAAAGUGGAAGGAUACAGAGAAGAUGGGCAUGGCCCCUGCAUGACCACGACACACAAAUUCGCGGGUGGGAGGGCGUCUCUCAGGCUGGCUGCAGUCGGGCACAAAGGCAGAGAGAUGGACUGGCUGAAAAGAAAGGGCCUCUGGGGCAAGAAGAAACCCAGGCUGGAAGAAGAAAAAGCAGACAGCGAGCUCCAACAAAUCCUGCCCAGUGAUGCCCGGGGGAACCGGAGGCAACAGCGCAAGGGCCGUCCUUCAAAGCUGGCGCAGUGGAUCACAGGGUUCGGGACGAUUGCUCAUUAAUAAAGGACCCCAAAAUGUUUUUCAUCUGACAGAAACUUCCAAAGGCUUCCUGGAGUUGGUCCAGGAUGGGCAGUUCCGGGAGGCCUGCCAGACCAUCUCCACGUUGGAGGAGGAAGGGCAGGACUGCAGCCCCCAGUAUGAGGCUGUGGCCCGGAGCAUGUGGCAGGUUGUCCAGUAGGCUCUGGACGGCACUGGGCCCAGCCAGGGGCUGGAGCAGAAGCUCCAGGCGGUGCUGGCCACUGUGAAGUGGACACAGGACCAGCAUGAAAGGCGGAAGGCCAGUGCCCCCCAGGACGGCGGAGUGGCCACCUGGGCCGGUCAGCUGAAUAAGUUACUGAGAAAUGAUGCUGAGAUCCGAGUGCCCACCCUGGGCCCCAAGGACCAGCUGGACCUGUACCUGGAGAAGCUAGACAAGGCAGUGAGACAGGGCCUGGGGUCCCCGCAGGCGAGCCGGUUGGGGACCUGCCUCUGGGAGGUCUACAGGACAUACUUCCACGAGGUUCUCCUCGGCCGCCUCUCCGAGCUCACUCAGUCCUGCGGCGCAGACUUGAAAAGCUGUCUGGUCCUGUACACCUGGGGCAAGACCAACUUGUUCGAGCAGCCUGGCAGGGAGACACUUGCAAAAGGGCGCCGGACCUCCUGGGAGCCCGUGGCUGGGCAUCUCCUGGACCCCCUGAUGUUUGUUACUUGGAUGUCCCAAAUGCAGCAGAUGCUGGUAGGGCUGAUCCAGGAAGAGUUGAGAAAGCAUCUAGACAGAGUCCUGUUCUAUGAUCUGAAAAAGUGGGUCCAGUGUUCCCACCCAACGUUUCUCGACAUUUUCCAGCUGCUGGAAGAAAGCAUGAAUGCAGUACACCCCAUGGGACUACCUAUCAGUAGCCAGGUGCAAGGGAUGGUUCUGGAAAAUUUUUCAGACUUUCUGAAAAGCUACCAGAAGAAGGCUGUCGGCUUCAUCCAGCAGAACGCGGUCGCUGGGGCCUUCCCAGAGGUGCACGUGCUGGCAAACUGCGGCAUCCUCCGGGAAACGUGGCAGGAGCUGACCCAGAAACGCGAUCCGCUGGUGGACCUGGGCCCCUAUGUGCAAGGGACCAUCCAUGACAUUGAGGACCACAGCCGGGAUCACCUCCUGCCUAGAGUCAGAGCCUUGUGCCAGAGUCUGCUGAGGGGCCACUUCGGGCAGAAGAAGAAGGGUCUGGUUGGAGCUCUGCAGUUCCUGUGCCUGGAGGGCUGCCCCACCGUGCACUCCACUGCCACGUACGAGCUUUCCCUCAGGCCUCUCCAUCUCUUUGUUCUUUUGGGGGAGCAGAGAACCAUGCGACGUUUGCACAUGGUGGUCUUUGGGGAGUAUGUCUGCGCCCUGGCCACCUACCUCAGGACACUGGAGCCCAGGAAGUGGGAGGGCCUGCAGGAUCAGGUGCAGACAGACACCAGGGCUCUGCACAACAUCUUCACGAAGCACCGGGACCUCAGCUUGGCCAACCCACAGGAGCCCAUCAUGGAGAUCUUCCAGUCCACUGAGAACAAGAGCAGGGAGACCGUGGAUGACUGGCUGGCCUCCUUCCGGGACAGAUUCCCAGGUUAUGUGAGCACACAGGACCAGCCACACAGCUCUAUGGACUUGGAGGAGGAGAUCAAGGUCAAGAGAAGGUCCUGCUGCUGCUGCUAUCCCCAGCUCAGACAAGGUGACCCAGGCUGCAAGGCUCCAGGGGAGGUGGCAGGAGAGGGUCCAGCCCCGGGCAGGGUGGGGAGCCGGGUCAAGGGGCAGCCAGAGCACAAUCUACUUGUUUUCAGUAGACACAGCCUCACCUUGUGGCCUAGGCCAGCAGUUCUCAGAUAUUUUCGUCUCAGGACCCCUUUACUCUGAACAAUUACUAAACUAAAGAACCGUGGGUUAUGUGAUUAUAUGUAUCACAUUAGAAAUUAAAACCGAGAUGGGUGCCUGGGUGGCUCAGUGGGUUAAGAAUCUGCCUUCACCU
Molecule: messenger RNA, 2904 nt
Organism: Lutra lutra (Eurasian river otter)
Lineage: Eukaryota; Metazoa; Chordata; Mammalia; Carnivora; Mustelidae
Biological process (GO): exocytosis; exocyst localization
Cellular component (GO): exocyst
Molecular function (GO): SNARE binding
Source: RefSeq, a predicted model, not a curated record